Molecule: messenger RNA, 1024 nt
Organism: Mercurialis annua (annual mercury)
Lineage: Eukaryota; Viridiplantae; Streptophyta; Magnoliopsida; Malpighiales; Euphorbiaceae
Exons: 9
Coding region: 74-820 (248 amino acids)
Source: RefSeq, a predicted model, not a curated record
ACCAUAGAUUGAAAUUUGAGCAAAACAUAAGAGUGGAAAUUGGAAGCAGAGUUGCUGAAAAAGAAGAAGCAGGAUGGAAGGUUGUUUGAGGAGAUGGUGUUACAAAAAUGCCAUGUUUGGCAAUUUCAAACAGUCAUGUCGAUGCUAUUCACUUCCCAUCCGAUGCUCUGGGGGGAGGGCAUAUGAUGCAUUAUUAUUGGAUGCUGGUGGAACCCUUCUGCAAUUGCCUCAGCCUGUUGAACAAACUUAUGCCUCUCUUGCCGCGAAAUACGGCCUAACUAUAAGUUCUGCUGAAGUAAAGAAGGGGUUUAAGCGAGCUUUCGCUGCUCCGUGGCCUCAAAAACUGCGUUACGAGGGAGAUGCAAGGCCAUUCUGGAAAUUUGUUGUUUCUGAAGCCACUGGGUGUGAUGAUAAUGAUUAUUUUGAAGAACUUUAUACGCACUUUGCAAAUGGUGAGGCAUGGCGCCUUCCAGACGGGGCUCAUGAAACAUUAUCGAUUCUCAAAGACGCUGGAGUUAAGCUGGCUGUGGUCUCCAAUUUCGACAAUCGUUUAAGGAAGCUAUUAAAGGACCUGAAUGUUAUACAUCUCUUUGAUGCUCUUAUCAUAUCCUCCGAAGUCAGAUAUGAGAAACCACAUCCGGACAUAUUUAAAGCUGCGCUGGACCAACUAAAUAUGGAGGCUAGCAAAGCAGUACACGUCGGUGAUGAUAGUAAGGCUGAUAAGGACGGAGCUAAUGCAAUUGGAAUUGAUUGCUGGUUAUGGGGAUCGGAUGUCACCACAUUCCAAGAUAUACACAAUCGUAUCCUCGCUCUUCGAUGAUGUCUCAAUUGCAAUCUCAGAUUUCUUUGCCUUCAGCAAUGCAACCUUCACCUGAUUAUCCUGUUAUAUUCUACAGUUUAAUUAAGUCAGUUGUCUACUUGUAACAUUUUUCAUGUCUGUUUACACAACCCUUUAGAGGCAGCUGUACAACAUUUUGCUUAUAAAGCUUACAAUGGAGGCAUUUUCAAAUUUCUUAACAGCAAA